AUGAGCAACGAUAGCGACACCAGUGCAGAUUUCCUCGAAGAGGAUACUUCGACGGAGGAAGAUAGCGACGGCGAGGACUCACCCAAGAAGAAGAAGACCGCCAAGAAGAAGCCAAAACAAACCCAACAAACCUGGGAUGCUACUAGUGCUGAUUCUGUGCUGAUUGCCAAAGCUGUUCUUGAGGGCAAGUGCAACUCAAACGACUUCAAGUCCGUCCGAAAGGCUGUGCCACAAGUUGAGAAGUGGAUCAAGGACGAGAGAUACGGACGAAACACUCUCGACAAAAUUCGACGCAACAGCCGCAAGCUCAUCAGGAACAUCCACAUCUAUUUGAUCACUGGUAACGGCUUCUUGGGAGACACAGAGUUCUUGAAAGCCACCCAGCUGAAAGGACGCGGCGGCAAGGAGAUCAACGGACUCCCCGGGCCGAGCCAGUACAGUAGUCGGCGGCGAUGCUGCGGAGCAACCACCACCACCACAGUUGUGGAACAGCCUCCGGCGGCAAUGGAUUUGGUCGGCGGCGUCGCUGCGCUGGAUCUGAACCUUGGAGGUGGUGAUCUUCCAUUCGAUCAGCUUGUUCUUCGUCCCAUGUUCACCGUCCAAGACAAGCUGGAUCCAGUCAUCAGUUAUGCACCAAAGCGUCCACUCUUGUGCUGCACCAUGGCUCUUCCUGGGGGCAUCACUUGGGAGGACAUCGAAGUGUCCAUCGUGGACGCUGGUCAAGCACUCCUCUUUCGGUUGCACAUUCCACUCUCAAUGAGGAUUGCCAAGAACAUCAUCGGUCCGAUUGCACUUGAGGACACGGAUUAUCACGACCUCAUCAAAUCCUCACUCAAGAAACUUCCCAAUGUGGUGGAGCGGAAGAUCAAAAUGCCUUUCCAGUGCGAGCAAGUCUUCCGGUGGCCUGACAACCAGCUGCCAUUUGCGGAGCCCAACAACUACAUGCGCCGCUGGUAUCGGCAGGAACAGUCUGGAACUGUUCCGUACAUUCACCACUUUGGCAAGUGCUGUGUCUUCUCAACCAUGAAAUCCAAUGACGAUGAGGAGUACCGCCUCAAAGAUCGCUAUGAAGCGGAGAAUUUUACUGACUUUGAUGCUGAACCGGCUACCCCACCAAGCCGUACUUCAACCAGCGUCCCCAGCGUCAGCAAGGGCAAGAAGUCAUCCAAGAAGUCAUCCAAGAAGAACCGCGACAGCUCCCUGUAUGAUAACUUGUCUCUCGAGGAACAGAAGCGCCGACAGCAGGAAUGGGCUGAUCAUUUGAUGAGCGACGCAGCUCCGGCUCAGUAUGACCGAGAGCGAGCUCAGAUGCAGCAACAGAUGCAGCAGCAGGCAGCUGCUCCUGUUCCUGCUUCUGCCCCUUCGUUCAACUUUCCAGUUGCCGCGCCGGCUCCAGCCGUUCGGAAGAAGCGAAGCAAGGAGUCACCACCUACAGUCUUUGGCCAAGGGCAACCAAUUAAGAAGCGGAGCUUUGAUGAGGAUGAUGGUGGUGGCACCAACGAAGAGUUGAUCUAUGAAGACGAGAAUGAAGUGACACUCUCAACAGAUAGUAGCAGUGGCAGUGGUAGCAGCAGUGACAGUGGAACGGAUAGCGAUGACGACGAGAUCCGAGGUGUCUAGAGGUCUGACAGAGGAAACACAACAAUUGACAAAGUGGCAUGAGCCUAUUAUUGGACCGAGACGUAUUGGAGACAGUAUUGGAGAUGAAGAAAUCAAAACACAAGAUAGUUAUCUACUCUGAGUAACAGUAUUCUAGUUAUUCCAUUCUAUCCUAUUGGUGUCGUUACCUCACUAGAAGUGUUGGAAAAGACGUAGCUUACCCUCUACCCCAGGAAGUGUGCCAG
Messenger RNA from Seminavis robusta, 1844 nucleotides. NCBI's taxonomy places the organism in Eukaryota, Bacillariophyta, Bacillariophyceae, Naviculales, Naviculaceae. The record is from the annotation of a GenBank genome assembly.